This is a messenger RNA of Dromiciops gliroides (monito del monte), 948 nucleotides long. RefSeq names its product olfactory receptor 2B11-like. Gene Ontology annotation, cellular component: membrane. The record is from RefSeq and is a predicted model, not a curated record. NCBI's taxonomy places the organism in Eukaryota, Metazoa, Chordata, Mammalia, Microbiotheria, Microbiotheriidae. The transcript has a single exon. Gene Ontology annotation, molecular function: G protein-coupled receptor activity; olfactory receptor activity. Gene Ontology annotation, biological process: G protein-coupled receptor signaling pathway. The coding region runs from base 1 to 948 and encodes 315 amino acids.
AUGAAGAGUAACAACCAGAGUUUCUUUGGGGCUUUUGUUGGGGAUUUCUUCCUUUUGGGAGUCUCUGACAGGCCAUGGCUAGAGCUACCCCUUUUUGUGAUUCUCCUAGUAUCCUAUGUCCUGGCAGUCCUGGGAAAUAUUGUCAUCAUAUUGGCAUCCCAGCUGGAUCCUCUGCUGAGCAGUCCUAUGUACAUUUUCCUCAGUCAUUUGGACCUUUGCUAUACAACUACCACUGUGCCUCAGAUGCUGUUCAACAUGGGUAGUUCAAGAAAGACUAUCAGCUACAGUGGCUGCACAGUGCAGUAUGCCAUCUUCCAUUGGCUAGGCUGUACUGAAUGUGUGGUCCUGGCUGCCAUGGCUCUGGAUCGCUAUGUGGCCAUCUGUAAGCCACUCCGCUACACAGUCAUCAUGCACCGCCCACUAUGCCAGCAGCUGGUGGCCACUGCCUGGCUCAGUGGAUUUGGAAAUUCUCUAGUUCAAGUUGUUCUAACAGUGAAACUACCUUUCUGUGGGCAGCGGGUGUUGAACAACUUCUUCUGUGAGGUGCCUGCUAUGAUUAAGUUGUCAUGUGCCAACACAGCCAUCAAUGAUGCCACACUGUCUGUGCUGGUAGCCUUCUUUGUGCUGGUGCCCCUGGUCCUCAUUCUUAUCUCUUAUGGCUUCAUUGCUCAGGCUGUGAUGAGAAUCAAGUCCUCCAAAGGGCAAAGCAAAGCUUUUGGGACCUGUUCUUCCCACUUGGUGGUGGUGUCCCUCUUCUAUUUGCCUGCUAUCUACAUGUACCUUCAGCCCCCUUCCAGCUACUCCCAGGACCAGGGUAAGUUCAUCUCCCUCUUCUAUUCCAUUAUCACUCCUACUCUCAACCCCUUCAUCUACACCCUCAGAAACAAAGAUGUAAAAGGAGCACUGAAGAGGCUUUGGGGAAGGAGUUGGAGACUCUUCCAGAGCUGA